Molecule: messenger RNA, 2515 nt
Organism: Vigna angularis (adzuki bean)
Lineage: Eukaryota; Viridiplantae; Streptophyta; Magnoliopsida; Fabales; Fabaceae
Product: probable protein phosphatase 2C 71
Exons: 10
Coding region: 200-2407 (735 amino acids)
Source: RefSeq, a predicted model, not a curated record
AAGGUGCAGAAGUUGCAUGAAUGGCUCUUCCUCUGUUUCUGUCUGUAAUAUGUUGUUGUCCACAUGUCCUUCCUUUACUCCACCCUUCUCUUCACUCUCUUCAACCAACCCACCAUGCAAAUCAUGCCUUAGAUACAAAUUUCAAAAACAAUUAAUCAGAUUUGAGAAGAAAAAGAAAAAAAAAAUCUAACUUCAUGAAAUGGCUCAUCUCUUCUGCCGAAGCUUCCAUUGUUUCUGGUUACCAUGCUGCAAUCUUCCACCAAAAUCUUCUGAAAGGUUUCGAAUUUAUGCUCCAAAUCCACUUCCCAAACCUUGGAUGAGCUUCACGCACCAUACCCACAUGCUUCUCAAUGCCACUUCUUCCCGGAACUCCGAUCCUGAGGAUUUUGAUAUUCUCUCUUCCACUGAACAUUCCGAUGGUACUUUUCUGUUCCAGUUCGCCACUGCUAGCGAGAUCAGACAAAAAUUAGAUGAAUUGAACAAAAAGAAAAAAGCAGAUGAACUGAACAAAAAGAAAAAAUCAAUUGCAUUAAACAAAAAGAAAAAAGUAGAUACAUUGAACAGAAAAAAGCUCUCUCCAGAGGUUGUUGUUGAAGAAAGUAAAGCUGGUGUUCGAACUUUGGUGAGUGAUAGUGUUGAAGAAUUGAACAUUGGUGAUUAUCGUCCAUCAGAGUAUGAAAUUGAGUCUUCUGCGACUGUAGUAGUUACUGUUGCUGAUCAACAAUCUCUGCUUCCCGUGAAGGAAGAGGAGAGUGUUGUUCUUAAUAGUGAUUCUAGGAAUCCAGUGAUCAAAGAUAGGCAUUUGAAGUUGGAUUCCGUGGAGGAUGGUGAUGGUAAUCAAGGAAUUUUAAGUGAAGAUAUUGGUGUUGAGAUUAAUGGUUUCCUGAGUGCGUCUGAGGAGGAUUCGAAACUUGAUACUCCUCAAGAAACUGUAGUUUCAACUGUUGCUCCAGAGUCUGAUGGAUUCUCUGAUUUGAAGAGUGGCGCUUCUGCAGAAGUUGAAGAGGACGAAGCUGGCAAGUGUUAUGGUGUAGAUGGAGUGACAGAUAACUUGGCCACUGCGGUGGAUGCUGACUUGAGUCAACUGGUGCAAGAAUCCACUUCUUUAGGGUCUGAACAAGUUGGUUUCGGUGCAACAGACAACCCGACUGCCAUUGUUGCUGCUGAAAUUAGUGAAUUGGUGCCAGAAUCCAUCUCUUUAGAAUCUGACUCUAAACAAGUUGGUUAUACUGCAACAAACAACCCAACUGCUUCUGUUGCUGCAGACGCAAGUGAAAUUUUGCCAGAAUCCACUUCCUUAGAGUCUGAGCAAGUUGAUUAUAGUGCAUCAAACAACCUGAUUGGUGAUGAAGAUACUGGUGCAAGUGAAGUGGUGCCGGAAUCCACGUGUUUAGAGUCUGAACAAGUUGGUCAUUGUGAGUCUGAACUAUUUGCUAAUGGUGAAGAAACAACUCACCUCAUUGUAGAUGACUUAAUUGAAGCAAGUAAAACGGGAAAGUCAGAAUUGUUACAUGAUGAGGUUCCGACCUCAGAUUUGGAAAACAUUACAGAUGUUGACAAUACGGAAAGAAGUGAUUAUGAAAGCACACCACAGCUUACUAUCCCACAGAUACAUUCAAUUGAGUUGGCUAGUCAUCGGACGGAUUCUUCAAAAACGGAGCUUUACCUAGUUUCUGGUGGUGCUUGCUUGCCUCAUCCCUCAAAGGCAUUGACAGGUCGGGAGGAUGCUUAUUUCAUUUCUCAGCAAAACUGGCUAGCUGUAGCUGAUGGCGUUGGUCUGGGGUCUCUUGAAGAUAAUUAUGCAGGAAAUGCUGGACCGUAUAUCAGGGAACUCAUUGAAAAUUGUGAAAAUAUUGUGUCAAAUUAUGAAAACAUUUCAACAAUAAAACCUGCAGAAGUUAUCACCAGAGGUGCUGCCGAAACACAAACUCCAGGAUCAUCUGCUGUUUUGGUUGCUCAUUUUGAUGGACAGGUGCUUCAUGCAGCCAAUGUUGGGAACACCGGAUUUAUCAUUAUAAGAGAUGGUUUCAUCUUCAAAAAAUCAACUCCAAUGUUUCAUGAAUUCAACUUUCCAUUACAGAUAGUUAAAGGACAUGAUCCCUCAGCACUCAUUGAGCCUUACACAAUUGAUCUACACGAUGGUGAUGUGAUAGUUACUGCCACGAAUGGCCUCUUCGACAAUCUUUAUGAGCAAGAAAUUGCAUCUAUUAUAUCAAAAUCACUACAAGCUACCUUGACACCUCAGGAAAUAGCAGAAUUAUUGGCCGUGAGAGCACAAGAUGUUGGAAGAUCAACAUCCAUAAGAAGUCCUUUUUCUGAUGCAGCGCAGGCUCUGGGUUAUGUGGGAUGUGUCGGAGGCAAACUUGAUAAUGUUACCGUUAUAGUGUCAUUAGUUCAAUCUAGAUAGCUCUCCCAUAUUUUUGUCGUGUUAUAAUACGUAUGUUCCAUGUGUAUAUACAAACCAAUAGAUAUGUGAAUUUAUCAUGAUACUGAAGGUGGUAACUUUUUCUCAUGA